Messenger RNA from Populus euphratica (Euphrates poplar), 1558 nucleotides. Its product is annotated as histone-lysine N-methyltransferase SUVR4-like. Bases 95 to 1456 code for a protein of 453 amino acids. The transcript is spliced from 4 exons. Gene Ontology annotation, molecular function: zinc ion binding; histone methyltransferase activity; protein binding. Lineage: Eukaryota; Viridiplantae; Streptophyta; Magnoliopsida; Malpighiales; Salicaceae. The record is from RefSeq and is a predicted model, not a curated record. Gene Ontology annotation, cellular component: nucleus.
UUCUAGUCCACCAGCUCAGGAUAAAGGAAAGAGUCUAGAAUCUCCUCAAGCUGCUGCUAGAGGAACAAGAUCAAAUUUUGUGAAGGAUAAAGUUAUGGAGGAUAGAGUACAUGAAGGUGUUUCCAAUUCAUCACAGUUUGAUAUUGCAUCUUCAGUCAAUGCAGAAGUGAAGGUCUCCUUAAUUUGUAACUCUUCUAGAAAUUCUUAUUUCAGACAACGGAGUUUGGAUGCAGUUCUAGAAGAGAUGGAAGAUGAAUGCCGCAAAACAUAUGGAAUCCAGAAUCCUGAUUUCUCUUUCGUGAAGUUGAUGGAAAAGGUGUGCCGGUUCUUCUUGGAGAUGGACAACGGUUCUAGCAGUGAAACUCGGAGAAAAAUUUGUGAGAAAUCAAAGCAGCCUGAAGGAAAAGAAGUUGUAACAGAUGAUAACGAGGACAACUCUAAAUUGGAGCCGAGUAAGGUUCUACAAGACCCACAAUAUUCAGAACCACAGAUGAUGGAGGCUGUCCUUCAAAAGAAAUACCCCAUUUCUCUCAAAGAUAUAUCUCGUGGUGAAGAUAAUAUACCAGUUCCCCUAGUGAAUGAAAGCAGCACACUAGAGUUGCCAGAUUUUAUCUACAUAAAAAAUAACAUGGUAUACCAAGGUGGCCAUGUUGAUUUUUCUCUUGCUCGAAUAUCAGAAGAUAACUGUUGUGCACAAUGUCUUGGAGAUUGUCUAUCCUCAGACUUGUCUUGUGCAUGUGCUGCGGAAACAGGUGGCGAGUUUGUUUACACGCAGAAGGGAAUGCCGAAGGAAGAAUUUUUGGAUGAAGCCAUUGCUGUGUCUCUGGAUCCUCAAAGAAAACACUUCUACUACUGUGAAAUCUGCCCCCUGCAGAAUGAACCGCAACAGAGAUAUGGGAAAAUAAAACGAUGCAAGGGCCAUUUAACUAGGAAAUUUAUAAAAGAGUGCUGGAGUAAAUGUGGAUGCAACAAGAAAUGUGGAAAUCGUGUUGUCCAGCGAGGGAUACAAGUUGCUUUGCAGGUUUUUGCAGCACCUGAAGGGAAAGGGUGGGGUGUUCGAUCUGUGAAUGCCUUGAAGAAAGGCACUUUCAUUUGUGAGUAUGUAGGCGAAAUUGUGACGAAUCAGGAACUGUACGAGCGAAAUAAUGAAAGGGCUGCUAAAAAGGAGAGGCAUACUUAUCCAGUGCUGCUGGAUGCAGACUGGGGCUCUGAAAGGAUACUGGAGGAUGAAGAGGCCCUUUGCUUGGACGCGACAGAAUUUGGAAACAUUGGCAGGUUUAUCAAUCACAGAUGUUAUGAUUCUAACUUGAUUGAGAUUCCAGUGGAAGUGGAGACUCCGGAUCAUCACUAUUAUAGAGAUUAUGGUAUUCAGUUUGAUGACAAGCAUCAUCCGAUCAAAGCAUUCAAAUGCAAGUGUGGAAGCACGGGCUGCCGAGACAAGAAAAGACGGCAUUAAUCUAUUGAUCAAAGUUAAUUUUUAGUUGCCGCAUAAUGAGAUGGUAGUCAGUUCUGAAUCAGGAAUGGGAAAUAUCAUACCAUUUUGUGGUUCAAAAUAAGA